CUUUCGCAGCCAAAGAGAAAAACAAGAAUAGGGUUUAAGCUUCUUACUGUACAUAGCCAUGGAGGGUUUUAGUUUCUCUCUCUAAUCUCUCUUUCAUCCUGUGCACGUAUGGCACAAACUACUCUCCUUCCUCUUCUCCUCCGCCGCCUUAGACCCAUUUAUCCUCUCUUUCCGUCUCAUCUCAUCACGACCCGACACUUCUCUUCUCACGACUCCCCUCACUCCAAUGCCGCAACCAGUUCCUCUACUUCUUCUAAUCAAUCUAACCCUUCAUCUCUCUCAUCUCGAAUGAGCUUCGUCUUCGACCAAAUCGAUGCUAUUGAGAAAGAACGGUCACAGAAAGACGACGCUCUCCUGCGGAUCCGUGCUUGGCGCGAAUCGAAGAAGAAUAAAACUAUUGAAGGUACUAGAACAGAGAUUGAGAGUAAUCAACUGGGUUCAAGUGAAUCGAUGGAAGUUGAAUCAACUCCGGUGGAAUUGGAAGGGGAGGAAGUGGUGGUGGAGAAGAGGGGAGAAGGGUUGUUAGGAAGGAAACUUCAGUUGGUUCAUCCGUGGAAAGAAUGGAUAGAUUUUAUGGAGAGGCUGGUGCGGCAGAAUUACUUUGAUCAUCGGAGGAAGGAUGAAGAUAAGAUGAUUGAGGAUUUGGGUUUUAGGAUAUCUGAUGCUAUUGAUGAAGGGUUUGAUUUUACAAGGGAUUGGAGAACGGUUCAGACUGCUGUUGUUAAUUUUGGCAAAGAUCGGUUUGAUAUCUUGAGGUCAUUGUCGAGACAGGAUAUCCAAGUUUUGGUUGGUCAUGGAUGCCCUAGUUCCGACAAAAGAGUGGUUUAUUCAGCAAAACUGUUGAGAAAAUACUCCCACGUUGAUGAAGGAGAUGUUUGUAGUUCUUGCAGUUUGAGGAAUUCCUGUGAAAAAGCAUAUCUUCUUACAAAUAAAGAGGAUGAAGCACAGACUAUUGAUGUUAUGCGUGUCUUAUUGACGUAUGGAUUUGAUCCAGUGAAUGGGUCUGUUGUUAAUGAGCCCCUUCUGAAAAUAAAAUCAAUCAAGGCCGUUGUGCGUAAGCUACUUCAUGAAGUUGUCAAGCUUAGUGCAGUUCCAAUAGAUCCCAAUCUUCCUCCUCCUGUAAAGAAAAUUCCUCCGCCAAAAGUGAAACAACCACCUCCCCCUCCAAGACGAGUUGGACGUGAUGAUAUUGAAAUGAAGAGAGGAGAUUGGCUAUGCCCCAAGUGUGACUUUAUGAAUUUUGCAAAGAAUUUAGCUUGCCUGCAAUGCGAUGGCAAGCGCCCCAAAAGACAGCUUCUUCCAGGAGAAUGGGAGUGCCCCGAGUGCAAUUUCUUGAAUUACAGAAGAAACAUGGUAUGUUUCCACUGCGAACAUAAAAGACCACCAGACGAAUACACCGAGCAAGAUAUGGGACGAAAAGAACACAUUUCAAAAUCCCCUAACCGAGCCGAAGUCUCAGGUUCUUGGAACUUCGAUUUUGACGACGACGAAUCCGACGGAGCAGACGUUGCAGCAUUCGAGUACGCCGAUUCUCAUAAACGCGACGGCGAUGAUAAUAAUAAUUAUUCCCUUGGUAAUAAUCGCCAAACUCUCAGAAGGCUUGAAGAAACUUCCUUUUCGAGAGGACAACAAAGAGACGAACCCGAUCGUGCAGGAUUCGAUGAUUUCGACGACGAAGAAGAAGAUAACAUCGACAGCUACGAUAUUCAAACUCAAGGCCAUUCUAAGCCUUCAAUUGGAUUCUCCGACAUUGAAAGUGAUAACGAAUCUGAUGACAUCGGUACUGACGUAACCCAAAACCGAUCUAGUCAGAAAACACACAGUAGAAACCGUGGUGGUAUUACUCACGACUCUGACGAAGACUACGGAAUAAGUUCUGAACCUGACGAUUUAGACGAUAGAAUUGGUUCAAGGCGUACCAACACAAAGCGCGCUGUUAGUUAUGGAUCUGACGAUGAUUACGGAGUAAGUUCUCGAGCUGAUGAUUUUCUAGACGAGAGAGUUGGAUCUCGGCGUGAUAGAGAUGAUGACCUAAAGCCUCGAGAAAGGAACCGGCAAUACGAUGACAAUGAAUUCAAUAGAUCUCCGGGUAAGAGCCAUAGGAAACGAGAAUAUGGGAAUGACUUCAUUCGUUCUGAAGGUGGUAGUUCUCAAAGAGAUAAUAACUAUAGGAGGCAGAGUAUGAGGGAAAGAGAUGGCGACGAUUCUCAUAAAUUUGGACGGUCUGGUGGUCGGAGGGAAGGAGGAGGGUUUAAUGAUCGUGGUAAGGAACGGUUUGGUGGUCGGAGGGAAGGAGGGUUUAAUGAUCGCGAGAGUCGGUCAGAUAGGAAAAGAGGAUUUGGCGACGAGAGACCUCGGUUUGGUGGUCGGAGGGAAGGAGGAUUUAAUGAUGGUGAGAAUCGGUCGGAUAGGAAAAGAGGGUUUGGCGACGAGAGACCUCGGUUUGGUGGUCGGAGAGAAGGAGGGUUUAACGAUGGUGAGAAUAGGUCGGAUAGGAAAAGAGGGUUUGGCGACGAGAGACCUCGGAGGCCUCGAGGUAGCACAAGGUGAACGAACUUUUAAGGUAAACUAAAACCACACCUUAGUUUUGGUGAAAGUGUAAAACAUAGGAUUUUGAGUAUAUUAUUGAUUGUUUUCCAUGGUUGGAAUUAGACAAAAAUUUAACUAUUUUUUU
Messenger RNA from Impatiens glandulifera, 2674 nucleotides. RefSeq lists its product as uncharacterized. Gene Ontology annotation, molecular function: mRNA binding. Gene Ontology annotation, cellular component: cytoplasm. The record is from RefSeq and is a predicted model, not a curated record. Lineage: Eukaryota; Viridiplantae; Streptophyta; Magnoliopsida; Ericales; Balsaminaceae. Bases 109 to 2550 code for a protein of 813 amino acids. The transcript is spliced from 5 exons.